AAAAAUGACUUGUAUUUCUUGCAACCUCUAAAAACUGCGUAUAAAACAAAGAAAAACAUUCACCAACUCCACAAAAAGAAACCAGGAUGAAAUUCACACUUUUCUUCUGCAUUUUCCUGUGCCCUUGCAUCACUAUCUGCUUGGCAGACAGCGAUAAUCUUCAGGAUACUUGCCCAACAGCUACUAUAGGCAUGCAAACUGUCUUCAUCAAUGGCUUCCCUUGCAAGAACCCAAACAGCAUCGUUGCUUCAGAUUUCAAGUCAUCAAAACUGAGUCAUCCUGGUGACACAGGCACAUUCUUCCGUUCAUCACUUACCCUUGAAAUGGCUGCGGAUUUCCCAGGUCUCAACACUCUCGGCCUCUCAAUAGCCAGGACUGACCUUGAAGUUGAUGGUUUGACCAUACCUCAUUCCCAUCCAAGAGCAUCCGAGAUAUUCUUCGUUAACACAGGUGUGGUGUUUGCUGGCUUUUUCGACACUCAAAGCAAACUAUUCUCAAAAACUCUCAAGCCAGGAGAAGUUUUUGUGGUUCCUCAAGGUCUGCUCCACUUUUUCAUCAAUAAUGGCGAUGAGGCUGCAGUUAUUUUCUCUGUACUUAAUAGCCAGAACCCAGGGGUGGUAAAGAUUGCCGGUGCAGCAUUUGAGCUUGAUGAUGAGGAAAUGGUAGAUAAACUAGUAAGGAAAAUAAAAUCUGCUGCUGCCUUGGAGGUCAAAGCAUCUGGCAUUCAGAAUGUGACUUCGACUGACUUUUAACAUAUUCACAGUCAGUAAUCAGAACAUUGUAAGUCAUUACAUGACAUGUGAGCUAAGUAUAUACCUAUUUCUGUGUGUUUUCUAUAGUUAAAAGCACACUAUUUGCUCAAGAA
Molecule: messenger RNA, 865 nt
Organism: Populus nigra (black poplar)
Lineage: Eukaryota; Viridiplantae; Streptophyta; Magnoliopsida; Malpighiales; Salicaceae
Product: germin-like protein subfamily 3 member 4
Exons: 1
Coding region: 87-752 (221 amino acids)
Cellular component (GO): cell wall
Molecular function (GO): manganese ion binding
Source: RefSeq, a predicted model, not a curated record